Clarias gariepinus (North African catfish) is the source of this 5257-nucleotide messenger RNA. RefSeq names its product serine/threonine-protein kinase Nek9 (gene nek9). Gene Ontology annotation, biological process: protein phosphorylation. NCBI's taxonomy places the organism in Eukaryota, Metazoa, Chordata, Actinopteri, Siluriformes, Clariidae. The record is from RefSeq and is a predicted model, not a curated record. Bases 647 to 3475 code for a protein of 942 amino acids. Gene Ontology annotation, cellular component: centrosome. The transcript is spliced from 23 exons. Gene Ontology annotation, molecular function: protein kinase activity; ATP binding; protein kinase binding.
GCGGAUUGAAGAAUCAUUUCGGGAUCCGACUCCAGGUUCUUUGCCACGCCUCUUCAUAUCCCUGAGAAACUGGACCCGAUUUACUAAAAGUGAUGAACACAGAUAGCCCUGUGGUUGUAAUAGUGAUUUUAGAUAGAAACCCAGGCGUUGUUGGACAGCUUUAUAUUCCUGUCAGAGUUCCAGAGAGUUCCGUGUUAGCUGGUUAGUUACAGAAGUUUGCUCAAUCUGCGACCUUCCUAACUAGCUAGCUUUGCUAACGUCAAACUUUUUAGUCUUUUUUUGUUUGUUUGUGGUUUGGUUGUGAUAAGUUUUUUUAUUUUUUAUUUUAUCUGCGGGCUGUUAUGAAGAACAAACCAGGAAACGUGUUUUAUAGUUAGUUGUGCGUCUGUAAUAUCAAAUGCGUGUAGGUUUUCCAGACAUGUCAGUUAAGUAAAUAAAUACCAAACUAGUUUAGGCUAGGUCGCUAAUGCUAGCAGAGUUGUAUUAGCUAGCAAAUCUGGUAAUAUCAUUUGUAGACUCGAGACUGUACUUUUUGAAGGAGUCUAAAUAUUACCCGCUGGGGUAGUUAGGCGGCGCUGAUCAUGUAGUAUCGUCUCAUUCCUUUUUUUGUUUAUUUAUCAUAAUCGACUGAACUGUUGUCAACAAAAUGUCACUGGAAGACUAUGAGCGGCAUUACGCGUCUCUCUCGGACUCGGUAUGCGAGUCGGUGAGCGGCGGCGCCCCGGCCCCGGGCCUGUUGAGCGGAGAGGAGGAGAAGCUCCACUACAUCCCCAUCAGGGUGCUGGGCAAAGGCGCUUUCGGAGAAGCCACGUUAUACAGACGCACAGAGGAUAAUUCCUUGGUGGUUUGGAAGGAGGUUGAGCUUACGGGCCUUUCAGAUAAAAAGCGCAGAGAUGUCAUGAACGAAAUCAGCAUCCUGUCCAUUCUCCAACAUAACAACAUCAUCGCGUAUUACAAUCACUUCAUGGACAAGAACAGCUUGCUGAUAGAGCUGGAAUACUGCAAUGGUGGAAAUCUGUAUGAUAAAAUUAACCAGCGGAGAGGUCAUCUCUUUGCACAGGAGGAUGUUAUAUGGUAUCUCUUCCAAAUAGCAUCAGCUGUGGCUCAUAUUCAUAAAGCUGGUGUUCUGCAUAGGGACAUAAAAACAUUAAAUAUUUUCCUCACCAAGACGAACUUAAUAAAGCUAGGAGACUAUGGUUUGGCCAAGAAGCUGGAUUCUGAGUAUUCAAUGGCAGAAACAUGUGUAGGCACUCCUUACUACAUGUCACCGGAGCUUUGUCAAGGGGUCAAGUACAACUUUAAAUCAGACAUCUGGGCCAUGGGCUGUGUUCUAUAUGAGAUGUUGACGCUCACCAGGACCUUUGACGCAACGAACCCUCUGAACCUGUGUGUGAAGAUCGUCCAGGGCAACUUUACUAUGGAGAUGAACUCAGAUGUUUAUUCAGCAGAUCUCAUAAAGAUAGUCUAUGAAUGCUUAGAUCAGGAUCCAGAGAAGAGACCUAGUGCUGAUGAGAUUCUUGACCUGCCCAUUAUCUCCUGUGAUAAACAGAAGUUGGAGACACGUGUGGCUGCAUUGAAUUCAGCAAUUAAAAAGCCCAGGUUGAGCACCGUGUCAGACACGCCAGUUGCUGUAGUAACAACCCGUUCCAGAGAGGUGUAUUUCUGGGGAGGAGGGAAGUUUACUCCUCAGAAACUGGAUGUGUUUAAGGGUGGCACUAGUGCUCAGCAAGUGUGUGCAGGGGAGACACAUUUCGCUGUGGUUACUGUGGAGAAAGAGCUUUACACCUGGGCUAGUGUUCAAGGUGGCGCCAAAAUGGUGGGCCAGCUCGGGCAUGGGGAUCAGGCCUCAUACCGACAACCUCGCAAAGUGGAACGUUUGCAGGGAAAAGCCAUCAAGCAGGUGUCCUGUGGGGCAGACUUUACUGCCUGUGUAACUGAUGAGGACCAAAUGUACAUGUUUGGCUCAGACUAUUAUGGCUGUAUAGGUGUGGAGAAUGAGAAGGGUAUGGAAGUUCUAGAGCCGGUUCUGUUGGAGUUCUUUCAGGAACGACCAGUGCGACAGGUAUCUUGUGGCGAUAACCAUGUGGUAGUGCUGACACACAGUGGACAUAUCUAUUCCUGGGGCUGUGGAGAACAUGGUAGACUUGGCCUGGACUGCGAGGAUGACUUUGCCUCUCCUAUGCUAGUUGAAGUACCAAAGGGUGCCUGUAUUGACUCAGUGUGCUGUGGGAACGAUGGAACAUUUUUCCUUACAGAGUCUGGAAAAGUCUUGGCCUGUGGAAAUAAUGAAUUUAACAAGCUAGGUCUCAAUCAAGGCAUUACUGGUAUUAAGAACCACCUUGGGGAGGGUUGUCAGGACAUACCAUUCACGACAACUCUGACUUUGGUAAAGCUGCUUGCCCGCUUUAGGAUCCAAAUCAUCGCUCUUGGAAAGACUCAUACAGCAGCCAUUGAUGAACGGGGACGUUUGAUGACAUUUGGCUGCAAUAAAUUUGGCCAGCUUGGUGUAAAGGACUUCAAAAAACAUCAAGGUGUUCAACUGCUUUUAGGACCCUUUGGGGGAAAAGUUGUCUCCAAGGUUUCCUGUGGAGAUGGCUUCACGAUUGCUACCACAGAGGAUAAUCAGAUCUUUGCCUGGGGAAAUGCAGGAAAUGGACGUUUAGGUAUGCCUGCUGAUCGAGGAUUUGGCUCCGAGGUUUGCCCUGCUCUUCCUCGUCCCAUAUUUGGUUCUCUACAUCACGUGCCUGACUUGUCCUGCAGGGGUUGGCACACAAUCAUUAUCAUGGAAAAGCUCCUUAACUCCAAAACAAUCCGUUCAAACAGUAGUGGAGUGUCUAUUGGAAGUGGAAUAGGUCAGAGCCCCAGCUCUUCUAUGGACUUGGAUAUAUAUGCGUCAGACUCUGAGAUGCGAGAGGGUAUUAUGGGAGGUACAGUGGAGGUUGACCUGGAGGAGAGAGGUCCUGAGACUCCAUCAAUGGUAUCAAUGGAGAGCAAGACCAAUGAGAGUUCUUGUCCAUCUUGGUUGCAGAAGGAGCUGCAGGAUGCUGAAUUCAUUCCCAUGCCUGGUGGCCCGUUGACUUCAUCCUACACAAAAAGUGACACACUCCCAUAUGAGGAGCUGGAAGAACUGAAGGCAGCAGCGGCAGCUGCUGCUAGUGGAAAUGACUGCAUGCAAACAGCAUGGGUAGACUAUGAGAACAUAAAUGGCUUGGACUCUGGACCUUGUAAGAAAAAUAACUUGCCACAACAACAAUCUGCACAACAGACUUGCUGCCAAGCGAGCAGUGAGUUGGCACAGCUCAAAGAAACUGUGAAAAAUCAUGAGGCAACAAUUCAACUGUUACAGAAACGGUAUAACGACCAGCUCGAGGAGAAUGAAAGACUGAGAAAAGCCAUUAAUGACCUCAAAGGAAGUGCUGAUCAUUGUGACAAGAGCAACCACCAUGGGAGUCCACCUGAUGAUAAAGAAGAAUGAGGGAGAGAAUGAGACAACACAUGGACUUAACAUGGUAUAACAAAGUGCAGUAAAAGAUCUUCUCUGAACUGAAACCCAAGUGAGUAGCUGAUUGGGAAAGAUUUUACUCAGUUGUACCUGAGUAUUACUACCAUCACAGCUUGAGGGAAAUGACUGUGCUUUACCAUGUAUUUUUGCUGCCUCUGGUAAUAAUCAAGGAUUAUUCUCUUCUUGUAUCAGUACAAAGUUAUAUUAGUUGUCCACAGCAUUCCUGCUGCAUUAUGGCUGUGUUUACCUGCAUGUCAGGCAAUAGUGUAUGUUUUUCUUCUUGAACCAUGAUCUGGAAUAAUUAUGGUUCAAUUAUGGUUCAGUACUGCUUAAGAUCUUUUAAAAUGCCUAUUUGGAUGAUGAAUGCUAUUGCCAAGCCAGCACCUGGCGAGCUUUAAGCAAGUUUACAUGUGGGGUCUUUAUUUUCAGUAUUGAGUUCAACGCAUCUUUUUCUUUCCCCCCUCACAGGAAAAAAAAUGCAAAGACAUUUCCUUCAGUUGUAUAUUGUGGGGCCUUUAGAUAUGCCAAACCCAUCAUAUGUAUUUUCUUGUGUGUGUGUCUCUUUACAUACUUUAUUUGGAAGAGUUUUGGAAACCUGCCACCAGUAAAAGAUUUUUAUUUUUGAAUGUACUGUUAUAUGCAAAUAUGUAUAAAAGGUUUUGCGCAUAUCAUCCAGCCAUCUGUGAUGAGGAAUGUACUACUGAUUUUCAGACUAUGUAUACUUGUCUCCCUCUUGUGGUUGCAGUGUGUAUUUUGUGUAAUUCAGGAGGCACUAAUGAAAGAUGCCCUAGUCUUGGAUGUUCUUUAGGUUUCUAAAUCUGGGUGAAUCUUGGGCUGCUUCUUCACCAUCUUUUUAAUUGCUCCUACUUGUUUUUGUUUCUUAUACCUUUAGUAGUAAGGAGAAGAGAAAUUAGCAAUGGAAGAGUAUAGAGUGAACAUGUUAACCAACUGAGGUGUCCUUGUUUGCUGAAACAACUUUGCUAUUAAAGCAACUUAUUAAUGAUGUUUUACAGAGCAUACUGAAUCUUCAUAUACACGGCCUGGAAACCGGGCACAUUGUAGUUGUUUAAGGUUUUUUUUUUUUUUUUUUCCCUACAGAACUUUUAGUGCUUUAUGUUAUUGUAUAGUAUAAUUGAAUUUAAGUUUAUGGGAGAGGUGGAGCAUUUAAAGGUGCAAUAGUUGAUUUCCCCACGUACUCCCUACAAAUAAUCUGGAAAGUAUAUGAAAGCAUAAUCAAAAACUUUGGAUUAAGUUAUGGACUCAGCCAUUGAGAAAUCCUGUCUUAAAAAACCAACUUCCAGCCAGGGAUGCUUGCUUGUGUUUUUUGCAUACACUGUAGAUCCAGAUGGGAAAAGGUUUCUGGAUCUUAUUCACCUACGUAACUGUUAAAGAUCUAAUCUUAAACAAUAAGACUAUUCUUACUUGAUGCCAUUAAAAAAAAAAAUUCUGCAUACAUCACAUGGUAUCAAACACGAGUUUGACCAAGUAAGCAUCAGUAUGCUUCUGUUUUACAAGCCGAAUUAAAAAACUUGAUGUGUCUGUGGCAGGCUUUGAUUGAUUUCUGGGCCACAAGCUAAAGAAUGUAUUAUUGAGGAGCCGGUGAGACUCAGUUACGGUGUUGUGGAAUGCCCUCUGUUCCACCUAUUUUUUUUCCUGACUUGCUGCUGCAUUGUUACUGUCUAAAGGAAAGCAGAAGCCAAAACCAGUUAUCUGAUCUUUUUUGUGGUGGGCUGUGGUGGGCUGGCAACAACACCC